CGCAUAGCUAUACCAAGACAAGUAUACAUGAAAAAUAUUUAAUGUCAUAUUCGCAGUAUAACUACUAUAGUAUCAAACAGAUGUUAUCUAUGAAACAAGUUGUUUAUAUAACUCCCUCGGCCAUUUAAAGGACAUACGCAGCAUUAUGAUGGCCGGCGUGAUGAUUCCUCUAAAAAUAUAAGUCUGGACGUCACUGUUGUAGCUAGUCUAGCUAUCUAGCUAUCUAGCUGUGAAUGGUAAUGUUAUUUGCAUAUUGCUUAGCUCUCAUAAAGCGUUCCGAUGGCUGUACGUUGGUUAUGCAGCCUGUUUGGGAAGCCCUUUGAUGGUGGGAAGAGGAUGGACCAUGGUAGCCAGCAGCACCAGCAGCCGUUCUACCAACACCAUCAGCAGCAGCACCACCACCACCAGCAGCAGCCCCAGCCGCAGCAGCACCCAGCCAUGAUGCGCCUGUACGAGAUCCAGAGGGAGGUGGCCUCCCUGGGACCCCAGGUGUGCACCUACAGCGGGCUGCAGAGCGACCGCGAGUACAAGCGCCUGGAGCGCGAGCUGACCCGCCUGCUCCUGGAGGUGGACCAGGUGGACACGGAGGGCAGGGCGGAGCUGCAGGGGGCGCGCAAGCGGGCCGCCCAGGAGGUGGAGGGCCUCCUGCGCUACCUGGAGGAGAACGCCACGCACCCCUCCCGCCUGGCCAUCGAGGAGCUGAGCCGCGAGGCCCAGCGGCUGGUGGAGGAGGGCGUGGUGGCGCCCCAGCGCGAGGGCGGCGCGGCCGAGAUCGGCGACGAGCUGGUGGACGCCGUCCAGGAGCUGGUGCUGCGGCUCACCCAGGUGAAGACGGGUGGGCGAGUGCCCCUGCGCAAGGCCCGCUACCGCGCCCUGACCCGCGUGUGCGCCGUGCAGGAUGUGAUCGAGGGCCGAACCCGCCAGCAGACCCUGCCCCUGUCGGAGGACACCCACGCGGCCGUGCAGAGCAUCAACCAGGUGAUGGUGCAGGUGAGCGGGGCGCGCAGCCAGCUGGUGGCCCUGCUCAUGGGGCUGAGUGGAAGAGACAGCUGCGCCCACCUGUCCCGCGUGCUCACGGAGCUGCUGGUGGAGCUGGACGCCCUGGACGUGUCUGGGAACGCGGCCAUCAGGAACUACCGCAAGCAGGUGGUGGAGGAGAUCAACGGCCUGCUGAAACACCUGGACCUGGAGGGAGAGGGAGACGACACGCGCAGGUACGACCUCGCUCAGAACGACUCCAUCCGGGAGAUUGAGGCGGUGCGGGGCCACGUCCACCACCUGCUAGGGCAGGUUCUGAGGCAGAGCGGCAUGGGGGAGCUCAGCUUCAGACACAAGGCGGAGCUCCAGAGCAUGCUCACCCACCUGGACCAGGUGGACACGGCCCGCAACCCCUGCAUCCGCGAGGCCCGCCGCCGCGCCGUGCUGGAGGUCCAGGCCGUCAUCAUGUUCCUGGACCUCCGCGAGGCCCUGUUUCGCCGUCAGCCCGGCCCGGCCGAGCCCCACGCUCACAGGGCCGUGUGGCUGGUCCUGGGCAGCCUGUCGGACCUCCAGGCCCAGGUGCUGUGCUUCGACGGCAAGCGGGCUGACAAGAGCUACAUACUGCUAGAGGAGCUUCUGACCAAACAGCUGCUGGCCCUGGACGCCGUGGACCCACAGGGCGACGAGAACACCAAGGUGGCCCGCAAGCAAGCCGUCAAGUUCGCCCAGAACAUCCUCAGCUACCUGGACAUGAAGACGGACGAGUGGGAGUAUUGAUGGAGGGAACACCUGGACUAGGAGCAGGUUCAUCUGGAAGUGGCUGCCAAACACACUGGGCUUGUCUGGGUUGGAGUGGGAUGAGCUCACAGUAUAGAAAUCGGUGCAUUGUUGCUCCGAGGGUUAAGGGUACUGUAAAUAUUGACUAAAUCCCAGAAUGCACUGCAGCAGCGCUUUUCGUCUCUUUGUUGUCAUUGUCGCUGGCCUGCGGGAAAGUCAACAAAGAACCUUUUUGUGAAACCCACUUUGGAGAAUAGUGUACCAUUUUAUGUGCUUUUUUGAAGGUUUACAGAACAUCUUUUUGAAAUGCUGUGUAUGUGUCAGUUGUGACUAGUGUUCUUGUUUUGGUGUGUGGUUGAAAAGCCUGCUGCCAAAGCACUGAAGAUGUAUGUAACAGUGAUUGGAGUCUUUCCGGAAGAAUCUGUUUUAUAAAAGAGGAAUUGGGACAAGGGUAGAUAAUCCUUGAAAUAGCAUUCAUUGUCUAGCUUAAUUACUUUGAGCGUCACCUGUUAAUGAACCCAGCCAAACAAUGUCUCUAAGUACUUGCGUACAGAGACAGUAGGUGUCAACCUCUGGCAUGUUACUGUCUUAUUCUGCUCCUGUGUGAACGUGUCAUUGUCUGUGUGUCUGGUAAUGCUUAGUGGCAAACCUUCCAAAAGCCCUGGCUGUAUGCAGAUGUUGCUGGACUAGCAUAGCAGGUGGGUGUCCUACCAAACAGUAUUGCUGCACUCAUCAGCUACUCCUGAAAACUCCUUUUGACGUCAGCUAGGACUUAAUUUUCAAGUAUAAAAAAACAAAGGUCACACAAAAAUCACUUGGAGGGGAAAAAAGUUUACACAAUGUGUGCUUUGUUAGGAAUGUGUUAAACUGGCUUUAAUGACUAGAGGAUUUCAGUUAUCCUCGUAGAUUCUGUUUUGUGGAAAACUGUGUUGUCGAAGUGUCCCAAUGUCCCCAGUGAAACCGUGUUCAUCAUUAGGCUAGUCCGCUUCAAACACGAGCAGAAUGGGGAUCUGACCCAGUUCCACUUGUCCCUGUAAAGAAUGACCCUUCCUACAUGAGCACAACAACCCAUUUAAGCGAUGCGUUUACCCCUAGUUAUCUGUGUGCGACAGUAUAGCUUAUGUCGGCUGUGUGUGUGACUGUGUGUUUGCUUGGCUAGACCCUGUCAGGGGUGGACAUGAGAGGUGGGAAGAGGAGGCUGUCGCUGGCCUAGCCUUUGAGACUGUGUGUUCCUCAGUUAGAGAGUGAAGAGAGCCCUGCGGGGACGUCCUGCCUGACAGGGCGCCUAGCGACGGUGAUCAGAGUAGACAGGGCGCCUAGCGACGGUGAUCAGAGUAGACGGGGCGUUGUAGUACUGAGGAUCUAGUCGUCGUGAGAUGGAGCCCAAUUCUCUGUGCCUUUAUUUUUAUCCUUCCCUUCAAGCAUUUUGAUCGUCGAGUACCCAUCCCCCCCCCCCCCGAAAAAAGGUGGCGUCCCUUGUUAUAGAUGGAUUUGCACACAGAGACAUGGAAAAGCACUCAAUAGGUGGAUAACAGGAACCCAGGGUUGUGUUGCCACUGUUGGUGAUUUGCACUCACUCAUAGGACACCUUAGCCCUGAGCACUACUGAGCAGAAAGUGUGUCUGGUCACUUCCCACCGCUCUGAAUCUGACUGGGGUUAUUCAACUCAGCUGCUGGAAGGAAACAUAUGGCAGAAAGAUUUAAAUCUUCACAGCCAUGACUGUGACGUAUCCAGUACAUAGUAGUAGUGAUUAAAUUAAACAUGUCCAAUCUCAAAUGUUCAAACAUUGUGAUGCUUAUGCAAUAACUCUGCUACACAGUUCAAACAUUAUUGGUCUUUAAAACCAGGAUUACAUUAACAUUCUCUUCGGACCCCUUUUCGGCUCUAUGUAACAUUCCUAGCCUAUAUAUCCAUUAUUGUACAUUCACUCUUAAGCAUAUAGACUCUGUUGAUAAACCAAGAUGGAAAUCUGGUUAGGUCUUGUCUGUUGCCCUGACAGUGCAGACGUUUUGUUGACAGCACCUGUAUACAGGGGGGUGUCUUGAUAACACCUGUAUACAGGGGGGUGUCUCGACAACACCUGUAUACAGUGGGGUGUCUCGACAACACCUGUAUACAGUGGGGUGUCUCGACAACACCUGUAUACAGGGGGGUGUCUUGACAACACCAGGCUGGGGAUGAACAGUAGCUCAUGUCAGAUGUGCAGGCCUCUGCUAACGCCAGCCAUCGAUACAUGUUCGCAUAACCAAGAUUCCUAAUGCGUGGGUGAACGCUUCCCAUAAGAGGAAUGUAGCAGAUGUCUGUUUGACUAAAACAGUGCAAGGCCUAAUUUAAAGGGUCUUGCUUUUAAAAAAAAUAAAAGAAUAAAUUGCAUUUGGAUCCAAUGCACUUCGACAGUAAUUGUUACAUGACAACCAUCAGUUAAACCCUGAUCAUGCAACAAAUUACCUUUUUAUGCUGUAGGGUUUGAAUGUAAUCCUUGAAGAAUGUUUUCUUAUGUUUUCUUAUAAGUACCAAAGCUGAUUUAUUUUAAACACACUUCUAAGAUUCCUCUAUAUCAGUGUUGGACUGUGUGAUUUUGCCUUUUUAAGUGGCAGGAAUGUUUAUGUUCAUUUGAUGGCGAAGGUACUUGCAUAUCUCCAUCCCAAGGUUUGCUUCAGUCGCCUUUGACUCUGUUGAUUGUGACAGGCUGUGCUGUUUCUCAUGCAAGAUGCGCUUGUACAAAAGCACACCGAGGUUGAAAUUGUGUGAAUGCUUCAAAAAUUGUUUUGUUUUACUUUGUAUUCCCACUCUGAAAUAAAGAGGGUGUGUCUCAACCCUG
Messenger RNA from Osmerus eperlanus (European smelt), 4577 nucleotides. RefSeq names its product BCL2 associated athanogene 5 (gene bag5). Gene Ontology annotation, molecular function: adenyl-nucleotide exchange factor activity; protein-folding chaperone binding. NCBI's taxonomy places the organism in Eukaryota, Metazoa, Chordata, Actinopteri, Osmeriformes, Osmeridae. The record is from RefSeq and is a predicted model, not a curated record. Bases 280 to 1755 code for a protein of 491 amino acids. Gene Ontology annotation, cellular component: cytosol; nucleus; cytoplasm. Gene Ontology annotation, biological process: protein stabilization; negative regulation of protein ubiquitination; regulation of inclusion body assembly. The transcript has 3 exons.